Molecule: messenger RNA, 1722 nt
Organism: Centruroides sculpturatus (bark scorpion)
Lineage: Eukaryota; Metazoa; Arthropoda; Arachnida; Scorpiones; Buthidae
Product: coiled-coil domain-containing protein 91-like
Exons: 10
Coding region: 130-1299 (389 amino acids)
Source: RefSeq, a predicted model, not a curated record
UAGAAAAUUUAGAAAACUGGAACGUCGAUUUCCUGUAUUUGUAAACAAGGGAUGAGCUGCGCUUUCUUUUGAAGUUCGAGAGGAAGUCCGAUUUUUUUCGUUUUUUUAGUUGGUUUGCUAAAAAUUAAAAUGAAUGGUGAGAGAAGAAGCGAAGAUAACCAGCUUUUACGCAAUGUAAAUUGUGAUGAUGUUGAUAGUGGAGCUGAUGAUGAUUUUGGGGACUUUGAAGGAUUUGAAGGAGCAGGUAUAGAGGCACAAGCUGCACCAUCUCCAUGGGCAACAUUUCCUGAUCUUCUUCCUGUUCAAACAAGUCCAGUCACUCCAUUAGAUGAAGCAGAUGCAGGACAACCAAGAGUGUUGUCAAACACACACAACGGAGAAUCAUGGUUACGUGGUGUUGGUGGUGCUAUAUCUCGUCAGUCACAAGAUUUGCAUUCAGGUGAUGGGUGUUCUAAUUCUCAAGGAAUAUCAAGAAUAUAUAAUCCUCCAGAUGUUUCUCUUGGAACAGCUAAUAGAAAUCCUUCUGAUAAUAUUCAUGUUCAGUCUGCAUCUUCCAGUAAUGUAUCAUUUGAUUCUAGACAAGUUUCAUUUCAAAUUGCUACUUUAGAGAGACAAUUAAAUGAAUCUCACAUGCAAAGAAGUUCUCUAGAAGAACAAGUUGUUCAAUUAAGGCAAAGAAAUAAUGAACUUGAACAGCAUUUAGCAGAAAGCCACACACAGUUACAAGAGUUAAGACAGAGACUUCAGGAGAGUCAGAAUAAUCUAGAACAAAGGUUAUCUGAACUGAGAGUUUCUACUGAUCAAAGUUGGAUAUUAGCAAUUCAACAAUUACAGGAAGUUGUGGCUUCAAUAAAAGAUACUUGGGCUAAUGAAAAAUCAGAGGUUGAAGGAUUGAGAUGUUGUGUUCAAGAAUUAAAAGCAAUAGUGAAUAAACAGGAAGAAUCUAGAGAACCUUUGCAUUUAGAAAAGGAAUUAACUUGUAGGAUGACAGAAGAAUCUGCAAAAAUUCAACAAACCGUAAAUAGUUGCAUGGAACAAUAUAGUCAACAGUUGUGUGAGAAAGUGUCUGGAUCAAUUUUGGAAGCUCUUCAGAAAAAUUCCAAUAUUCAGCAUAAUUCAUUUGAUGGUAUCAUGGAACAGAUAAAGAAGGAAUUGAAUAGGCAUUCAGCAGAUCAGAAAAAGGUUUUAGCCGAAGAAAGGAAAUCUCAAUUAGCGACUCUCUCAUCUGUAUUAAACUCUGCACUUCACGAAGUUUCGGCAGCAAUAGAUUCAGAAAGAAAUAAAGAUGACCAUUUGUGAUUUUAUAUUGAAAGUACAGAAGUUUGUUUUUGAAAAUUCAUAUCUUGUGUUUAAAUGUAAUAGUACAAAUUUAAAGUCUACUUAAUUUUAAUUUUUUUUCUUAAAUUUUAAUUCUAAUAAUAAAUCAAAUAUUUUAAUAGUUUUGUUAAAUGAUGAGAAAUGGUAAGAUGUUGUUUGUAAUAUUUUUAUCUAUUCAAAGAUCGUAAGUUACUGUAAGUCUUUUGUAAUGAUGAUUGUUAUAAAAAAGAACAUAUUGAGUAUACUAUCAUCUUGAAUUAUAAAAACUGUGCAAUAUAUUGAAUAUGUUGUGUACAUAAUUAAAGCAAAAUUACUUCUAGAAAUGUUAGUUAUAACAUUUAUACAGAUAUCAUUUCUAUUUAAAUAUUUCUAAAAUUUAUUCCAGAUUAUGCUCUUGUUUAGUAU